This is a messenger RNA of Thrips palmi, 1529 nucleotides long. It is a transcript of the gene Snup, whose product is annotated as snurportin-1. The coding region runs from base 280 to 1389 and encodes 369 amino acids. The record is from RefSeq and is a predicted model, not a curated record. Gene Ontology annotation, molecular function: protein binding. Gene Ontology annotation, cellular component: cytoplasm; nucleus. Gene Ontology annotation, biological process: snRNA import into nucleus. The transcript is spliced from 8 exons. NCBI's taxonomy places the organism in Eukaryota, Metazoa, Arthropoda, Insecta, Thysanoptera, Thripidae.
CCCCUCGUUUGUCACUUGUCAGAAGAACGGCGCGCACGCGUUUUCCGAGGUUGUUGGUGUUUGGUCUCGGUGCGCCGGCGAAAACACGUUUGUUUUUGUAGAACUGUGAUGCUAGAUUCGUGCUGCAUGCCGCGGCUUUUGGAUGGUCGCUGUGUGCUGCAUGUCUUCCACCGUCCAACUGACAUGACACGCCAGUACUCGUUGGCUCGUGGAGACUGAACAUUGUAUCGGACAGCUGAAGACGACUACUGUCCUGUCAGGUUUCAUUUGACUGACACCAUGGCUGAUUCCAUGGAUCAACUCGUUGCAUCUUUGGGUGCCAGUUGUGAGGUGGACGCUGAUCCCUUUGAUACCAACAAACCACACCCUCAUUUUGCAGACUAUGCUCAUCUCCGCAAACCUGCUAGUUUGAUGGGAGACCAAGACAAACGUAGAUUGGAGUGUUUGAAGCGACAGAAAAGCAAGCGAGAUAAAGUUUACAACUUACAACGUCAGCUUCGAAAAGAGUUUGAAGCAGUGGAUGAUAGCGAUGACGAAGCACCCGAAACCUACGAGAAUCUUCAUAAGAAGUCUACAGAAACUACUCCAAAGAAAUGGACAUUCAGACAUGAACUGAUGUUGUCUGAGUGGUUGGUUGAUGUGCCGACAGAUUUGGAAGAAAAUUGGCUUCUGAAACCUUGUCCUAAAGGUCAACGAAUGAUGGUUGUUGCUACCCAGGGUACAACCAAAGCAUAUACCAAAUCUGGAUAUGUAGUCGCCACUUUCAGCUCAGGCCUACCUGGUGGUCACCGUGCUUCUCGCCAGGGCAUCACCAUUCUAGACUGUAUUUGGGACUUUGACAACCGUACUUAUUACGUACUUGAUGUUUUAGCCUGGAACAAUAUCGAAUUGCUUGACUGUGAGACUGAAUUUAGAUUUUACUGGUUGAAAACUAAACUAGAUGAGUGUCCAGAAGUUACAUGUCAUUCAGACAAAAACCGAAAUGCUUUUGUUCCAUUACAAUCAUUUGAGUGCUCAGAAGAUCACCUGAUAAAUGUGAUGAAUCGUUAUCCUAUGUUCUCGGAGGAACGGAACAAAGAUCCAGGGCUGGAUGGCAUGCUGUUUUACCAUAAAAAGAAUCUGUAUGAACAUGGAACCACACCCCUAGUAACUUGGCUGAAACCCUUUAUGAUGGAAGAUGUCCUGGGUAUCAAAGUUCAUGAAAGUUAUGUCAUAGAAAGACCAGAGAGUUAUUCUGGUCAGGCAGCUUAUAUCAAAGAAUUUGAGGAAGCUGCUCAGGCCAAGAAAGCUUCCUAUCGAGGAAAAUGGAGAAAGGGUAAAACAGGUGGAAAAGGGCAAGACACCAACAUGGAUUGUGCAGAAGACUGUGAUGAAUCCAAAAUGGACUAGUAUUUAAUUUAAACCAAGAAAAGAAAUGCCUAUCAGCAGAAAUUGUGUAAUUGUUUUGUUUGUAAAGAAUAUAUUUUGUUUUGUUGACUAAUCUUCUAUAAUUAGUAUGUAAGGUGAGAAAUAAAAGCACAUUGCUCUCA